Molecule: messenger RNA, 711 nt
Organism: Pneumocystis jirovecii RU7
Lineage: Eukaryota; Fungi; Ascomycota; Pneumocystomycetes; Pneumocystales; Pneumocystaceae
Exons: 3
Coding region: 1-711 (236 amino acids)
Cellular component (GO): endoplasmic reticulum; endoplasmic reticulum membrane
Source: RefSeq, a predicted model, not a curated record
AUGAAAUUUUUCAAAUCUUUAAUUACGGUCUAUUCUAUUUCAAGAGCAAUUGCGUCUAAUCUAAAAAAUAAUCAAUAUAUAAAAAAUAUAACUACUCGAAAUUUACCACAAAUUUCUAUUAAUACAAAUAUUACAGAUGAUCCUAUUGGUUUUGAAUUAUCUAGAAUUAUUUUCAAUGGAAAGCGAACAAAUGUAACUGUUGGAAUUAAAAAUUUGAAAAACGAAACACUUCUUCUCGAAUCUUUUUCUAUUGAUGUUUAUGAUGUUAAUUUUUCAUUGCCGAUAAUUAAGCUAGGAGAUAUAAGGAAACGUGUUACUAUAGCAGGAACUAAUACUACAAAAGUUUCAUUCUAUUUUUCAACUGAAUUAGCAGAGCGUGACUAUGGUCUUACUAUUCUUGCAAAAAUUAGAAAUGCUGCUGAUUUUUUUACAUAUGUUGCUUAUAAUUCAACGAUUAUAGUGAAAGAACCAGAGCAUUCUUUUUUCAAUCUUCAAACAAUAUUUCUUUAUGUUCUUCUUAUCAGCAUUAUGCUGGGCCCUUAUUUAAUUUUUCGAAAAUGGUUAUCUAAUAAUUUUCAGAAAAAAAGGAAGAACCGUAAAAAAAUUAAUGAGAAAAAAGAGUUAGAAAAAACGUCUAAUUUGCAUUAUGAUGAAAACUGGAUUCCAGAACAUCAUCUAAAAAAUAGGGCAGGAAUAUCGAGAAAAGCAUAG